AGUUCAUUAACAUUGGAUUGUGACACUCUUGAAAACAAGAGAUCACACAAGAUGAAUUUCUUACACAGUUGCACGUUGGUUUAGAAAAACCAAACAUUUCAUGCAACCUUUCAAAAAGAAAACAGGACCCUCAAGGUAUACCUGCUCCCAAUUAUAGAAUUCUUUUGCUUAACCAAUUAAAUUCACAGAGGGGUCAAUAAUAUGUUUAUCGGGAACAGGGAGAUUAAAGAACCAAAGUUUUCUUUUAUAAGUAGUUACGUGAAAGGAUCAAAUUACUCAUGGAGAAAACCAAGUUCACCCUUUUAUUUCUUGUUACUUGUUGCCAUUUUCUGUCCUUGUUUCCUACAGCUUUGGAAGCAGAGGAUGAAAUAACUCCUCCACAGACCAUCAGUGGCAACCAGACACUAGUCUCACCUUCUCAAAAUUUUGAACUGGGUUUCUUCAGUCCUGGCAAUUCCACUCACAUUUAUCUUGGAAUAUGGUACAAGCGUAUCCCAAACCAGACAGUUAUUUGGAUUGCAAAUAGAGACAAACCACUAGUUAACUCUGGUGGCUCCUUGGCAUUCAGUGAUGAUGGCAAGCUCGUUCUUCUAAGCCACACAGGAAGUGUUGCAUGGUCCUCAAACUCAUCAGGACCUGCAAAAAAUCCAGUGGCCCAGCUACUAGAUUCCGGAAACUUGGUGUUGAAAGACUAUGGAAAUGAGAGAUUUUUGUGGGAGAGUUUUGAUUACCCAUCUGACACAUUGAUACCAGGAAUGAAACUUGGUUGGAACUUCAAAACUGGCUUGAAUCGACACUUGACUUCCUGGAAAACCACUUCUGAUCCUUCUUCGGGAGAAUACACCUACAGUGUGGAUCCACGUGGCCUUCCUCAGCUUUUCCUUCACAAGGGAAACAAGCAGAUCUUCAGAAGUGGACCAUGGUAUGGACAACAGUUCAAAGGUGACCCGGUUCUCAGUGCAAAUCCUGUUUUCAAACCCAUAUUUGUGUUUGAUUCUGAUGAAGUCUCUUACUCCUAUGAGACCAAAGACACCAUCAUCUCAAGAUUUGUGCUGAGUCAGUCUGGUUUGAUUCAGCAUUUUUCAUGGAAUGAUCAUCAUUCAAGUUGGUUUUCUGAAUUUUCAGUUCAAGGGGACCGUUGUGAUGAUUAUGGGCUUUGUGGUGCUUACGGUUCUUGUUACAUCAAUAGCUCCCCUGUUUGCAAGUGUUUGAAGGGUUUUGAACCUAAGCUUCCGCAGGAGUGGGAAAGGUCUGAGUGGUCAGAUGGAUGUGUUAGAAAAAACACACAGGUUUGCAGCAAUGGAGAUGCAUUUCAGCAGUUUACAGGAAUGAAGCUUCCAGAUGCAGCCGAGUUUCGUACAAACUACAGCAUCAGCAUUGAUCACUGUGAGAAAGAAUGCUCUAAGAGCUGCUCUUGUGUUGCUUAUGCAAAACUAGAUAUAAAUGCAAGUGGCAAAGGUUGUAUUGCAUGGUUUGGGGAUUUGUUGGAUAUAAGAGAGGUUUCUGUGAAUGGACAAGAUUUCUACCUGAGGGUUGCAGCUUCAGAAGUGGGUAAGAACAUGGAAGGUUCAAAUGCUGAUGGAAGUAAAAGGAAGAAAAUCAUACUGUUUCCUGUGGCUGCAUCUGUAACUUCAACAAUUAUUGUAUCAACAUUGUGGUUGAUAAUUAAGAAAUGCAGAAGAAAUGGAGCCAAACAGACCGGUACUCAGUUUAGUGUUGGCAGAGUCAGGAGUGAAAGGAAUGAGUUUGAACUUCCAAUGUUUGAGAUUGCCAUGAUUGAAGCCGCCACCAGGAAUUUCUCUAGUUGCAACAAGAUUGGAGAAGGUGGAUUUGGUCCUGUAUACAAAGGUCAACUUCCAUCAGGACAGGAAGUAGCUGUGAAAAGGCUGUCAGAGAAUUCUGGACAAGGCCUGCAGGAGUUCAAGAAUGAGGUCAUUUUGAUCUCCCAACUUCAGCAUCGAAAUCUUGUCAAGCUUCUGGGUUGUUGCAUUGACGGUGAAGAUAAAAUAUUGAUCUAUGAAUACAUGCCAAACAGAAGCUUGGACUCCUUAUUAUUUGAUGAAACCAAGCGUUCCGUGCUCAGUUGGAAAAAGAGGCUAGACAUAAUUAUUGGCAUUGCUCGUGGAAUUCUCUACCUUCACAGAGAUUCAAGACUGAGAAUAGUCCAUAGAGACCUGAAAGCAAGCAAUGUUCUUUUAGAUGGUGAAAUGAAUCCAAAAAUUUCUGACUUUGGAAUGGCAAGAAUGUUUGGUGGAGAUCAAACUGAAGCAAAGACCAAGAGAGUAGUGGGAACCUAUGGAUGUAUGGCCCCGGAGUAUGCAAUAGAUGGACACUUCUCUUUCAAAUCGGAUGUUUAUAGCUUCGGGGUUUUACUCUUGGAACUGUUGAGCGGCAAGAAAAACAAAGGAUUUUUUCACCCAGAUCACAAACUGAAUCUCCUAGGCCAUGCAUGGAAGGUAUGGAAUGAAGAGAGGGCGUUGGAGCUGAUGGAUCCAUUGCUUGAGGGUGAGUUUCCGACAUGUGAAGCUCUUAGGUGUAUUAAAGUGGGUCUGUCAUGUGUCCAACAGCUUCCAGAAGACAGGCCAACAAUGUCAUCAGUGGUUUUGAUGUUGGACAGUGAGAAUGUGUUGAUCCCCCAACCGGGAAGGCCAGGAAUAUAUUCGGAGAGGUUUUUCUCUGAGACAAAUUCAUCAUCACACGGUGGACUCAACUCUGCUUCCAACGACCCAACUGUUACUUCGCUUGAGGCUCGUUGAUUCCUUAGGAACAACCCUUUGCAAGUUAAAUAUGCAUCAUAUUUUCUUUCUCAUUCAAAAUUGAGCAGAUAACGGGAAUCAUCAUGGUUAGACUUGUUUUUGUUAGAGCCUCUCUCAUCACAGUUACUAUUAUUUCUUCUUCUGACUAAGCUUAUGAUCACUCAAGUCCGGAAAUUUGUUGGGCAAUUUGGCUGUUUUCUAAGAAUAUCUUAGUUAUUAAAAAAAGUUAAUUUUUAUAUUGGUAAAGAUU
Messenger RNA from Vigna unguiculata (cowpea), 3006 nucleotides. RefSeq names its product G-type lectin S-receptor-like serine/threonine-protein kinase At4g27290. Gene Ontology annotation, biological process: protein phosphorylation; recognition of pollen. NCBI's taxonomy places the organism in Eukaryota, Viridiplantae, Streptophyta, Magnoliopsida, Fabales, Fabaceae. The record is from RefSeq and is a predicted model, not a curated record. Gene Ontology annotation, molecular function: ATP binding; protein serine/threonine kinase activity.